This is a messenger RNA of Saccostrea cuccullata (small rock oyster), 908 nucleotides long. RefSeq lists its product as uncharacterized. Gene Ontology annotation, biological process: protein polyubiquitination; proteasome-mediated ubiquitin-dependent protein catabolic process; negative regulation of translation. The coding region runs from base 9 to 893 and encodes 294 amino acids. The record is from RefSeq and is a predicted model, not a curated record. Gene Ontology annotation, molecular function: translation repressor activity; ubiquitin protein ligase activity. The transcript is spliced from 2 exons. NCBI's taxonomy places the organism in Eukaryota, Metazoa, Mollusca, Bivalvia, Ostreida, Ostreidae.
GUCGCUUGAUGAAGAAUCAUCAGAGCAGAGCUAAACGGUCUAAAGAUUUCAUGGAAAACGCAUUUUCGCUUCUCUCAUCCCCUCUACAAUUCACCAAGAUUACUGUUCCUGGAGCUAGCAGUAUAAAUCAUAUAUCUAUAGACUCUUCUGACAACCUCUGGACGCACAAUUCCUCUAAAGAGCUCUUAAAAGUAGAUCGGAACGGAACAGUAUUACAAAGUCUUCCUAUCCGAUCCUUAUACAGCGGAUUUUAUGACACAACAGAAAAAGGAGGCCUGUUAUUUGUUGAUAUGACUGAGCAAAAAGUGAAAAAGUUUGGAACAGACGGCAACAUCGAUCUUCUGCUUACAACAGAGUGGGAACCAUAUUGUAUUCACUUUUCUCGAAUCAAUGGCGACAUCAUACUGGUACAGUUUACAAGAAUAUCAGAAGGAAGAUUUCUCAGUAAGGUCACAAGGCAUGACAGUACCGGCUGGACACAGGUCAUAGAGGAGGAUAAGAAAGGACGGCGACUGUAUGAGAACAUACCCCAAUACAUCACAGAGAACAGGAACGGGGAUAUCUGGACGUCGUCAAGCUGGGGUCAAGUCGUAGUAGUGGACAGCUCGGGACAUCAUCGCUUUAAUUAUGCAGGUCAAGCCUUCCAGUCCCAUUUCUCUCCCAGGGGUAUCUGUACUGACAUUUUAGGACAAGCAUUGGUGUGCAAUAGCUGGCAAAUUAAUCCUAGUGUUCAUCUACUUGAUCAGGACGGUCAGUUUCUACGUCUGUUGAUGACGUCAGAGGACGGUCUGCGGUCGCCUACUGGUGUGUGUAUUGAUAACAAACAAAACAUUUACGUUGGUCAACAGGUCAGUAGUACAAUUACUGUGUACAAGUAUCUAGACCUCACAUAAGCUUAGUGUUCCUAU